AUGAUUAUGCAAAAACUUAAAUGGUUUUUUAUUAUGUUAUUUGGGUUUAUUCUUUUAAUUGCUGGGGCUUGCUUUCUUACCUUUUAUAAUACCUCUAAACCAUACCCCUGUUAUUCCAUUUGUUUUAACGCUUGCGAGACUUGCACUCAUUCUUAUUGUCAUGAUUUUUGUGCCGGUUAUAGUAAUAGUAAUUAUGAUGUCGCAUUUGCGCCAGGUAUCGCUUUCGUAUUUUUUGGUUCUAUUUUGGUUCUUUUAACCUGUCCAAUAACAGCUAGAAGAUUAAUUGUUGCUGACAUACCAGAACAAGAUUCCGAAGUAGAUCAAGAUAUUAGCAGUUGUUGGUUAAGACCAUUUAAGAAAUUCAUGAAUAAUAGGGAUAACGCUGAUGUAGAACCUGCUGAAGUAGCUGAUGAAGUAAAUAUUGAAUCAAGCAAUUCGACAGAACUUCAAGCUCAAAUCCGAGAACUUACUGAACGAUUAAAUCGAGUUGAAAAUGGACAACAUAUAGAAAUAAGAGAAAAUAGUGCUCACGAAAUAAUUUAUUUAAAACCAAGGAGAGGAUAA
Funneliformis geosporum is the source of this 564-nucleotide messenger RNA. The record is from the annotation of a GenBank genome assembly. NCBI's taxonomy places the organism in Eukaryota, Fungi, Glomeromycota, Glomeromycetes, Glomerales, Glomeraceae.